Molecule: messenger RNA, 3073 nt
Organism: Lemur catta (Ring-tailed lemur)
Lineage: Eukaryota; Metazoa; Chordata; Mammalia; Primates; Lemuridae
Gene: GALNT12
Product: polypeptide N-acetylgalactosaminyltransferase 12
Exons: 10
Coding region: 716-2131 (471 amino acids)
Cellular component (GO): Golgi apparatus
Source: RefSeq, a predicted model, not a curated record
GCGAAGCUCCGAGGAGCCUUCGGCGCCCGGCCCACCUCCGCCUUUCCGCCGCCGGCUCGCGGCUCUGUCGCGGCUCCGGGGACUUCCUGCCGGGGCGGCGACCCCAGCGCCUCCACACGCUGCGGCCCGGGACCUCUGGGCCGGGGUCCGAGUCCACAGCCGCGCGAGCCUUGACUUGACCGGCGUGCUCCGCUGACCCCGCUCCCCGAGCCCGCGCACUGAACUGGCGCUUCCUAAGUAGCUGUGGGCUGAAAUAAGAGACGGACGGGUCCAGUCUCUCCUCCCGCAAGGUCCCGCGGGCCCUUGGUGCCGGUCCUUCGUCUAGGCCGGGCCGCCGGGUGCGAGCCCUUCUGUACGUGUCACCUGUCUCUAUCAGCGGCCCUUGGAGGGUGGCCCACACACCGCGGCAUCGGCACCAACUGCAGCUCUGUACAAACGCAGAUUUUCAGGCCGCACCCCAGACCUCCUGAGUCAGAAACUCUGGGUGUGGGGCCGGCGACCUGUAUUUUAACAAGCGCUCUCGGUGAAUCUGAUGCCCGCUGAAGCGGGAGACCCACUGUGGGCUCCUCACAGCAGACCUGCCACCAGCGAGGGCGCGGAUGAUCCUCCCCAAGUUACAGAGGAGGCCACUGGGGCUUAAAGAGGUCGUGUCUUGCCAAAGACUACACAGCUAUGCUGCAGGAGAGAUGCUGCAAGACACAAAAUCUCUGUGAAAAUGAAAACUCAGUGGGAAGAGGCAGGCUGUAAAUACACAAACAAGUGCAAAGAGAAGAAAUAUGAUUAUGAUAAUCUGCCCACGACAUCUGUUGUCAUAGCGUUUUAUAAUGAAGCCUGGUCAACUCUCCUUCGGACAGUUUACAGUGUCCUCGAGACGUCCCCGGACAUGCUGCUGGAAGAAGUUAUCCUGGUGGAUGACUACAGUGAUAGAGAGCACUUGAAGGAGCGCUUGGCCAACGAGCUGUCGGGCCUGCCCAAGGUGCGCCUGAUCCGCGCCGGCAAGAGAGAGGGCUUGGUGCGGGCCCGGCUGCUGGGGGCAUCCGCAGCAAAAGGUGACGUGCUAACCUUCCUGGACUGUCACUGUGAGUGCCACGAGGGGUGGCUGGAGCCACUGCUGCAGAGGAUCCACGAAGAGGAGUCGGCAGUGGUGUGCCCAGUGAUUGACGUGAUCGACUGGAACACCUUCGAGUACCUGGGGAACGCUGGGGAGCCCCAGAUCGGAGGUUUCGACUGGAGGCUGGUGUUCACGUGGCACGUGGUUCCCCAGAAGGAGAGGAUGCGGAUGCGGUCCCCUGUUGACGUCAUCAGGUCUCCAACAAUGGCUGGUGGACUGUUUGCUGUGAGUAAGAAAUAUUUUGAAUAUCUGGGGUCUUAUGAUACAGGAAUGGAAGUUUGGGGAGGAGAAAACCUCGAAUUCUCCUUUAGGAUCUGGCAGUGUGGUGGGACUCUGGAAAUACACCCGUGUUCCCACGUUGGCCACGUUUUUCCCAAGCAAGCUCCCUACUCCCGCAGCAAGGCUCUGGCCAACAGCGUCCGCGCAGCCGAAGUGUGGAUGGAUGACUAUAAAGAGCUGUACUACCACCGCAACCCCCGCGCGCGCUUGGAACCCUUUGGGGAUGUGACAGAGAGGAGGCAGCUCCGGACCAAGCUCCAGUGUAAGGACUUCAAGUGGUUCCUGGAGACUGUGUAUCCAGAGCUGCAUGUGCCUGAAGACAGGCCUGGCUUCUUUGGGAUGCUCCAGAACCAAGGGCUGGAAAAAUACUGCUUUGACUACAAUCCUCCCGAUGAAAACCAAGUCGCGGGACACCAGGUCCUUUUGUACCUCUGUCACGGGAUGGGCCAGAACCAGUUUUUCGAGUACACGUCCCAGAAUGAGAUACGCUACAACACCCGCCAGCCGGAGGCCUGCGUGGCGGUGGAAGCAGGAAAAGACAUUCUCAUCAUGCAUCUCUGCGAAGAAACGGCCCCCGAGAAUCAGAAGUUCAUCCUGCAGGAGGAUGGUACUUUAUUUCACAAACAGUCCAAGAAAUGUGUCCAGGCUUCGAGGAAGGAGUUUAGCGACAGUUUCGUGCCACUCUUACGAGACUGCGCCGACUCGGAUCAUCAGAAAUGGUUCUUCAAGGAACACAUGUAAGAAGGUGUCACCGCACCAAGGAGCCCGUCAAAGGAGAUCGCGGGCCCCGGACUCUGUGCCCAGCAAAGACUUAGCUAAGCACAGCGAUCAUUUUGCCAUUUGGAAAGUGUUGGAUUUAGUAAAAAUAUAAUCUUGGUACUGAUUUUGAGAAAACCUUAAAAAUGUUCCAAAAUACUCUAUUUUUAGAGCGUAAUCAUAAAAUGGUAACUCUUGGUAUUUGGAGAAUUAAACCCUGGUAAUAUUUUUCUAUGAAGAUGUAUAUUUUACACUUGAGCCUUUUAGUCUCACUAGCAAAAAAAAAAAAGUAAAUAUUUUAUUUUGGUAUUUACAAUGAUUCCCAGGUAUCAAGACUCCUGCAAUGUAUUUUGCAUAAACUGAUAAUACCUCAAAUGUUGGGUUAGAGUUUUCUCUGUAGAGAGAUGGACACUAGGAACAUUGUAUUGAUUCCUUCAGAUCAUUGAGAUUUCUAGAUUUAUUUAAUAAAGAAUGCUUUUUGGGUAUGUGUUGUUACCACAGUUAACACUCCAUAAUGUUCAUGUUAGCCAAAGAGGACUAACCGAAGCUGAAAUCAUGAAGAAACAAUUUGCUCUACCAAGCUGAUAUAAACUUGAGAGUGAACUUCUGACAAAACCUACCUGUAGUGUGGCCAGUUGCUUUUCCUAAUGACCACUAUGACUUUAAAACACAUUUAUAUAUCAUUUUUAAUUUUUAUCAUGCAAUAGUGGCAGGGAGAAAUUUAAUGUUCUGUGUGAAAUUCAUUUUUUCAAAUUUGUUCAAUAGUAACAUUUGGUCAUUUUAAUCAGUGUUAGAAUUUGUCCUGCAGCAGCUACUGUGAAAGUUUCUCUCAGUAAUUCUGGUUUGUGAAUGAUCCCAAAUCAACUCUGAGAACUUGUCAACUUGAUAAAGUCAAUAUGAAUGAUUUAAAAAAUAUGAGAACACUGA